Messenger RNA from Paramormyrops kingsleyae, 9231 nucleotides. Lineage: Eukaryota; Metazoa; Chordata; Actinopteri; Osteoglossiformes; Mormyridae. The record is from RefSeq and is a predicted model, not a curated record.
AUUUAUGACGACCAGAGAAAAAGACUAGGAAAUUAGAACACGGUAUCGUGCUACGGUGCACCACAGCGAUCGCAACUUUUAGGGAGACAACGCAAAUGAGAGUUGAAACAAAACGACUGUAUUCUAUUUAUAAAACAAUUCAACGUAGUUAGAGGUUUUAAGCUUUUUAAGGUAUUAUCUUGCUAAGUUUUGCGGCUCUGCGGCCAAUACAGUGGCUAAAUGCAGCGUUAGCUGCGGAAAAAGGAGUUUAAAAGAGCAGUGGCGAGAGCGAAGCGCACAUGGCAGCGCUGUUUUGUUAUUGUGUUACAGCAAGCGUCAGGCAGCGGGCGGGGGAAUUGUGGACGCGCACCUGUUUUAGAUGAAUUACGGUAGACUAAACUGUCCCUAACAUAUCUCCAACAACAGACACAACCCGAGUAAUUCAACACUGAUUUCUCCCCCGAACGAGCAAGGGACGGACGAGAUGCCAAAAAGCCGAGCGAGGAACAUCAGCGGGACUUCUGGAGUGCUUAUGCAUUGAAGAAAAGAGAGAAAAAGGGACAGAAAAACGGGACAGGAAAGUGCAGCGAGAAGCACUGAAGCUGCGUGCUAUUUCUCAUGCAACUUCCAGCGAGGGUGAGCAUGCAAUGCAGCCCCUGAGCUAGUGCACCAUUAUUGUUCACCAAGUGAGUGAUCAGUGUAAGAAAGGACGCUCAUCAAGGAAGGACUCGUAAAGACGCUCCUCACGCCGAGUUAUGGUCUUGCCAUAUCAAUCUUAGAUCGAGAUUUCUUUUUUUCUUUUAUUUUCCUUUUUUUCCACCGUUUUUGGGAUCGCUGGGACAAUUCUCCAAACCUGGAAGUGAAAUAUCCACAUGGUCCAGCCAGUAGCGUGAAACUUCACUUCUUCGCUAUUUCCUAACAGGUGCCACGUGAUGAUGGUAGAAUCAGCAACAGAGACCAUUCGAACAACCCCCUCCAAUCAGAAUGGAGUCAGCAGCCUAAGCAGCCAAUCAGAUAGCGGGGGGAGAGAAGGCGGGUCCAACGGUGACACCAACGGGGAGAUCAGCCCUGUGGACUUACUGCACCUUCAGCAGCAGCAGGCCCUGCAGGCUGCUCGUCAGUUCCUGCUUCAGCAGGCCACCGGGCUCAGCUCACCCAGCAGCAACGAGGUCAAGCAGGCCCCCGUGCAGGUGCCCGUCUCCAUGGCAAUGAUGACCCCCCAGAUGAUCACGCCCCAGCAGAUGCAGCAGAUCCUGUCCCCCCCACAGCUGCAAGCCCUGCUCCAGCAGCAGCAGGCUCUCAUGCUCCAGCAGCUGCAGGAGUACUACAAGAAGCAACAGGAGCAGCUGCACCUCCAGCUUCUCACACAGCAACAGCAAGCAGGAAAGCAGGCCAAAGAGCAGCAGCUGGGGAACAAACAGCUGGCCUUCCAGCAGCAGCUGAUCCAGAUGCAGCAGCUACAGCAGCAGCACCUUCUCAACCUGCAGAGGCAGGGCCUGGUGAGCCUGCAGCCGGGACAGGGCACCGUGGCCAUGCCAGCCCUGCAGCAAGCCAUGUGCCCUGCCGACCUGCAGCAGCUUUGGAAAGAUGUGGCAGGCGUGCCGAGCACGGAGGACGCCAUGAAGCACGAGGGCCUCGACCUGAGCACCACCAGCUCCAACUCUACCUCAUACUCGGCCUCCAAGGUCUCACCUCAGAUCACCCACCACUCUCUGCCAAAUGGACAGAGCUCCAUUCACACUCCAAAGAGGGACAGAGCAAGACUCUUUGAGUGGAUCUCGUCGUUCUCCAAGGCCGAGCCCGCCGAUGAGCAUCUCAUGCCUCACUCGAAGGGGGGGUACCUGCAGAACACGCACUCAUCCCACGAAGAGCACACGGCUACCCACCCCCUCUACGGGCAUGGAGAGUGCAAGUGGCCUGGGUGUGAGGCGCUCUGUGAGGACAUGGGACAGUUUAUCAAGCACCUCAACAGCGAGCAUGCCCUGGACGACCGCAGCACAGCACAGUGCCGGGUGCAGAUGCAGGUGGUUCAGCAGCUGGAGAUUCAGCUGGCAAAGGAGAGCGAGCGUCUGCAGGCCAUGAUGACACACCUGCACAUGCGCCCAUCGGAGCCAAAGCCUUUUAGCCAGCCGCUAAACCUGGCUUCCAAUGCCUCCAUCCUGAAGCGUGAGAGCGAUGCCUAUCCUGAGGGCUUACCUCACCCGCCCACAUCGGCGGCGGCCCCCAUUACGCCGCUGCGCCAAGGCCCCUCCGUCAUCAGCUCCUCUGGCCUGCACGGAGUCGGGCCCAUCCGCCGGCGCAACUCUGACAAAUUCUGCACCCCAAUCGCCUCAGAGCUUGCGCAAAAUUGCGAGUUCUACAAAAAUGCAGACGUCAGGCCCCCCUUCACCUACGCCUCGCUCAUACGACACGCCAUUCUGGAAGCCCCAGACAGGCAGCUGACACUCAAUGAGAUCUACAACUGGUUCACGCGGAUGUUCGCAUACUUCAGGAGAAACACGGCGACGUGGAAGAACGCCGUCCGCCAUAACCUGAGCCUGCACAAGUGCUUUGUGCGGGUAGAGAAUGUGAAAGGCGCCGUCUGGACCGUGGAUGAAGUCGAGUACCAAAAGAGGAGACCACCAAAGAUGACCGGAAGCCCCACCCUGGUGAAGAAUAUGAUUUCGGGACUGGGAUUCGGAUCCCUCAACGCCAGUUACCAGGCGGCCCUGGCGGAGAGCAGCCUCAGCCUGCUGAACAGCCCCACCAUGGUGAAUACCUCCACUGGUGGCAGCCUCAACAUGAUGCACGUGGGCCAUGAUGACGUCAGCAGCACCGUGGAGCAAGUCAAUAGCAACGGCAGCUGCAGCCCCGGCCUUUCCCCUCAACAGUAUGGCCACCAGGUUCAUGUGAAGGAGGAGCCAGCAGAGAUGGAGGAAGAUAGCCGACCUGUGUCCCUCAUGGCAAAAGUCAGCCAGAACCUAGUGUUGCCGGGCGACGAGCGGGAGAUAGAAGAGGACCUUCCGACUGAAGACCUGGAGUGAAGGGGCGGGGCCUGGAUCAAAGGGGCGGGGCCUGGAGCCAAGGGGCGGAGCCUUGAGCCAGGGGGCAUUGUGCAGUGACCCCCUUCCCCCUCCUGUAAAGCAAACGUUCCACGAAAAAAAAAAACACGAGGAAACCAGUAUUGACACAAAACGCAAGAAAAACAAACAAACAGGGUUAGACCUCACAUCUGCUCACCACCGUAAGUCUGCAAGUCUUUGGACCGUGCACAACACGCAAAAAACGAAACAACGCACUGAAACAUCAUUUUCGUCUUCUUUUGCAUCGCUCUCUUUCUAUCUUAUAAGCGUUUGUGUCAGUGUUGUGUUUUUAUACACACACACAGCUUUCAGUUGUCCCCCAUUUCCCCCGGCAUUUAAUGACUCCCCUGUUAAAGUGCCCUCCCCCAAUCCGCGAUCGACACUGAUACCGUGAGCGACUCUGGUCCGCCAGUCCACGUACUGCUGUGGGGUAAUUGUCAAUGCAAGCAAACACACCAAAACGCAUGUACAUAGUUUUGGAGUAAUUUUGGGAGGUAGCUACCUCUUCUCACCAAUCGCGAGGGUCGUUUUCAGUCGGAAAAUGCCGCUUGGUGGCGGCGGGGAGGGGCAGCAGUGUCUUUAAAGAUUACCUCAGAUAUAUGUUAACUAAACGAAAAUCACUGAUCAGUAUCUGCAGCUGAGUUAUUCCCUCAAUUACUCCUGGUGUUUUUGUAUUAUUAUUACUACCGUUUGUUUUUAAAUUUAAUUUCGAGGGGACUGCUGGACAGCGCCGAGGUGCGGAUUCGGUAGCCGUGAAGCAUUUCGGGUGACACGCAGAAAGACUUCCUGGAGAGAUGACCGUGGCGUCUCUCGCUAAAGCUUCGGUUUCAUCCCCUUUUCUAUUUUUUUUUUUUGUCCUCGCAGGACUGGAAUGGCGGGUGGUUUGAAUUGUUCAUUCCCGUCACGGGGCAACGUUGACCUUUUGUAAUUUAGAAAACGACUGCUUGUGACUUUAAAAAAAAAAAACCCCGUAGAGCCCUUUUCGCGAGCUGUUUCUGCCAGAAUCAGAAAUCAUGUUUUUUUUUUCGCUUAACAAUAACGGAGAGAAUCGUUGUUUCCUAUACAAUAAUCGAGGGAAAACACAUAAUUGAUUUCCUGCUUCAGUUAGUUUUUUUAAAGUAUUACUGGCAAGAUUUUUUUUAAACAAGAAAACUGUUUAAAAUGGAAGGCCAUGUAUUUGAGACAAAGUUAUAGGUGGUGAUAAUGUGUGCGCUAGGUAUUUUUAUUUUGAUUUUCUUUUGUUUAUUUCUGAGGACCAGCUUUUUAAUGGUGGCAUGUCUGAUGACUACAAGGCUUUUUUUGGGAGGGAGGGGAUAUUAUCUGCUCUGUAUGUUCUCACCAUUUCAGACUGGGCAAUUUGUGAUGUGCAGAUGUCUCCUGUUCAGUAUGGCUAAGUCACCUUUCUGAAUAUUGCCAGGUUUCAUCCUUUCUGUGUGGCAGAUUACUGAGAUUAGCACUUAACAUCUAAGGAUGGGGCAGCAGGCACGGUCACACUGGGGUCCGCACACUAAGGAGGGAAGAACAUUUUCGCCUGAACGUGAAACGUGACCACAAGCUCCAGAUCCUUAUCUUAUCGCCUGCUUGGCAAUGAAGGGUGUAAAGUUUUUGUUACCAAGAAUUGACUCCAUCUAAACACUUAGGAAUCCACCCCUACUGCAUACAGUAAUUGCUGUCAGAUUUAUUUUCUGCGUGACAUUAGCUGCAAUACGAAGCGUUGCUUUAAAAACGAAAUAUAUAUGUGUAUAUAUAUAUAUAAAAACUUGCAGUCACAGAAUACCUCAUUCCAUGAAGAUCCCACCUGAACAACGGUAUCCAUUAAAGAAAAAAAUCAUCUAGAGAAUUUUCGAUGUGGAUAAUCGGCGCUGCAUCCCUCGAUAUCAGUUACACACGUUCCACGCGUUAUAGAUGUAGGAAGCUCCUUGCAGUUCACUGUGUGAGUUUACUUUCUUGAAAUGGCACCUAAGAUCUUAGUUUUAUUUAAUUUUUGUCAGUGAGCACAACAGCAUCUCCUCCCUUUCGUACAGUGCCAUACCAAAUUUAACAAAUAACUUUAUGUAUUUUUUCCCAUUUUGCUUUUGUUACAGGUUACCAAAGAAACGUGUAGUAAACCAAAAACCCUUAUGUUUUUUUUUUCUUCCUUCCAAAAAAAAAAAACAAAUAAUGCUGGCCAAAUGAAUACAGAUCUGUAAUUUAAAUUAUUGUUAUUCUUUUAAGUUAAAUGAUUUAAUCUUACAGUACAGAGCAUUCCAAAAACCAAAGUUAUACCACGAAGAAAACCGAGAAUUGGGUUGCUUGAAAGCUUUGAAAAUGUCAGUUAUCUGGGGUGAAGAAUCCAUCAUGCGUACAGAAAAAAGGCCAAAAACAUACAGUAUUAAAGUACAAACCUCUUGCAGUUCGUUAGUAAGAAGAAAGCACUUACCCCUUGUCUCAGGCUACACCAGUGUUGAAAACACAACCCUAAAAAGCUUCUUGGUAGAAGAUUGCAAAGAAUUAUUUUACCCUUUUAAGGCACUUGAACAUGAUCGUAAUAUUGCCUGUAUGUGAGAGUGACACUCGGACCGUUAUAUUACCUGUAGUGAAACUCAGAGUCAGUGUUCGUUGUGAUGUUAAAGUACUCGACCCCCACGCGUCCCCAGCCUCAGUAUACAUACACUUAGGUGGACUGAAUAACAGAUAUAAUACCAAAAAUAGAAAAAACAGGUAUUGCAGGCACAUAAUGAAACCACUCCACCGAUAUAUAUAAUGCAGCUUUAGAGUUACGUUUGUAGGCCGUAGAUGUAAAUUGGACAUACCUUGAAAUGAACUGUUUUGUUUUUUGUUUCAUUUUUUUUUGUCUUUUUUUGGUGCUGCUGGUGUUCCUGAAAUGCCGAUAUCAUCCAUAUCGGUAGCGGGAUAAUACCAGGAGCGAGCAGAAUACCACUAGCAUUGCUGCGGUUCGAAAAGGCCGGGGCUGUCAGAGUGAUGUCCUGCAGACUCGUACCAACACUUGCGCGACAUACAGGAAGGACUUUCCUGAAGACUUGCACACAUGGACAAAGAGUGUGUGUGUUUAUAUACUGCUUUGAAGAAAGAGGUCAGGUUCCUGUUAAACCGGUGGGGGGGGGGGGUCAUUUCCCCAAGAAAAUCAGUGCCCGUAACAGUCAUUCUGUAUGCGUUUGUUUUAUUUUUUUGCCCAAGGAUUAAACUUUCAAAUUUCUCAAUGUCAAAGGAGUAUUUUUACGGCAUUCAAAUGGCUAAAUGUAUCCAAAAAUCUAUCUGGUAAACAUGACAGCUUUGCAGGUUAUAGCCAAGGUUUUAGGGAACGAGGCAAAGACCAAAAACACUACCUCCUCCAAAAAUGGUUCACCCAGUAGACGGCCAGUGCUGAAUGUCCACAUGGAAUAAACGUGUCCUUUUUCUUUAUUAAUAAUAAGUGAAUAUACCAAAAUACAGUUUACUUUAGCAACAGGACAGACUGGCACAUUUGCCCGGCUACCUGUUCUCCAAAUUCAUGAGCACGAACAGAAAAUAGCAUAUUACGUUGAAAAAGAUGACUACCUCUCCCAAACACUGAGAUGUAUUAAGCAUGAGCACGAGUGAUCAGCGUAUCUGUAAGGUUUACAGAGGAUACGUACUCGCCAUCUUGAAGCAAUCCUAUCAUAUUCUCUAUAACUAGGCCCUCAAUAGGGAGGCUUAACUGUGUGCUGUGAUUCCGCGUGCAUGAUAAAGUCCACGAUCACGUCAUGCCAGUGAGAGCAGUUGGGAUGGCCAGGCAGUAGGGGGCGCUCAAGAGGGCAGUCAGCGGGGUGUCAGAGCCGACGACGGGCACAACUCAUUACUGCGGGUGCUUUGGGCCAAAUACAAACGUGCGGUUAAGAUGACGACCCGUUCUGUCCAAGUGCUGUGGAGGAUGUAUUUCCCAAUUCUUGCACCAUCCCAGAGAAUGCGGGGAAAUGGCGUCGAUCGUCUAGAGAGCUUCACCUGUCGCUGCGCUCCGGGAACACGCGGCCAUCCCUUUUGAGGGGCCACGUCACCGACGACAGGAAGUUGUCUUUAGGAGCCAGGACCACUGAAUACAUGGGGGAGGGGGGGUUAACAAGAUAUCCAAAGAGUAGAGCAGAGCUUGUUGACUCGCUAUGCCCACGACAAGGACAAAAAUUGUAUAAAGUAAUCUUUCACAGUAAAGAAACAGCUGCAUUUCAAAAGAAAAAACACAAAAAAAUAAUGUCGGUUGUGUGUUAAGGUACACCUGUAAACAGAGUCCUUUUCUAAGAUGUAGAUUGACAUCGGUUGAUGAUAUUAGCGGAUCUUUGAAACAAUUAUUUUACUUUCCAGCCUUGAUGUUAUGAUGUAUUGUAUAUUACCGCUUGGUUUAACUCUCCAGGGCAUUUUUUCCAUUCUUUAUUUUUAAAUUUUCUUGUUUUUUUUCCCUGCACCUGUUUAGCUGUUGUAAAGCUUUGAGCUCAGAAUGCCUAUACUGUACCGCUUAUGCUAAAGUGUAUGUCUUUAUCAUACUAAGUGCUGCAGGUAUCAUGGUUAAAUAGUUUUUUUUUCUUCUCCUAUUUUUCAGUUUACUUCAUAAAACGUCUGGGACGAUGAUGAUUUUUUAAGUGUAUUAUCUUUAAAAAAAAAAUUAAAGAAUAAAAGUUAGAUAAGUGGUUUAGGUAACACACCUGUUUGUAUAUUUAUCUUAGCUAGGUCUAUUUUGAUACUUUUUGUCUCUGUACUGCAUUUAUGCAUUUUUAAGGAAAAAAAGAAAGAAAACAAAAAGUUGAAUUCGUUGUGUAUUGAUACCUCAGAAGGACUUUUCUCAAAGAUAGGACCAAAACCUCAAAAAGAGAGAACAAAAGCAAGGAAAUAUGUAGCCCUCUCUUGCUUGUCAGAAAGAGCAACUUUAAGGUAUUUUGUUGGUCCUUUUAGGUGCCAAUAUGUAUACAAACUCCCUUUAAACAGAGUCAUUCCUGUAUUGACCAUUACCUUUGAAGACUGUCUUUCACGAAUCGGUGGUAGUUUCCAACUGUUGCUGUGUCUUGAUGACCCAGAAAGGCAUGGAGUGACUUGUGGGUGCCAUGUAUCUGUUCUUACGGCCGCCUGAUGGAAUGAGAGUUCCGUUUGACCUUUGACCUUGCGGCAGAGAUGGGGUCUGCCAUUCCCUGCUUCUCUUGUCCUCCCUGGUGUUGAGAAAAUAAGCAACUCCUUUCCAGUUUUGUCUGUACUACAAUGAUUUUCACUCAACCCUAAAUACGUGGACUCAUUGUCAGAAAAGUAAGCAAAGACUAAAGGCUUUUUCUUUAAUCAUUUAUCUCUGUGAAUGUCCCUUUGUGAGAUUUCACACCCUUAGCAGUGUACCAAAAGACGUCCGAAGGCCUUCACCUUCUGUGGCCACCAAAACCGGGGUGUGUGAGGCUGCCGUCUGUAUCCCCACUGCUGCAGUGACCAAAGCCAAGCGAUUCGGGUGACAGAGGUGAAAGGUUGGCACUCGGGUUGUUAAGGUACGCCGGAAAAAUGAUCGCGAGAUCGGAAAAGAUGGUCCGUGGAUAUGAUGGUGAUUUGCAUGCGACCGACUCGAUGGAUUUGCUAUUGAACUCCGCGAUGCGAUUGGAACUCUGUUACUCGAUGUAUGGCAGCUUUGAGUUUUUUUGUUUUUAUAUAUAUAUAUAUAUAUAUAUAUAUAUAUAUAUAUACUUUUUUUGGUUGGGGGGGUUGGCCGGGGAGGAUAGUGACGGAGCUCCUACCGAUUUGGUAUCAACUUCUCGGCCAACAAAACGGAACUACCACUUUAGCCCUUCCUUUCCAUCCGAUGAAUGUGUGUACAUUUUCAGCAGUGACUUCCUGUACCUACUUUGGUUUUUGACCUUUUUUUUUUUUGUUUGUUUUGUUUUGUUUUUCUUUGAAGCCCAGGGAAGUGGGAGGUGGCUGGUUUGAGGUAAUGUAAAAGUUAAAAAAAAAAAAUAAAAAAUAAAAAAAAGAAUGGAAAAGCAACAGACGAGCUUGUUGCUGUUUGCCUGGGCAGCCCGUUUUAUAUCAGUCACUGCCGUAUCCUUCAUGCUGUAUAAAAAACAUAUAUCUGUGUAUUUGUAACCUGAAUCUUCUUGUGUCUGUUCCUGCAGACAAUAAAAAAAAACUGUACAGUAGUUCUAGUUGCAUGUAAUCUGUACUAAUUAUUGACAAUGGCAUUAUAAAAAUGCAAUAAAAUACUUAUUACACUGUC